Messenger RNA from Arachis duranensis, 567 nucleotides. RefSeq names its product protein FAR1-RELATED SEQUENCE 8-like. The coding region runs from base 1 to 567 and encodes 188 amino acids. The transcript is spliced from 2 exons. NCBI's taxonomy places the organism in Eukaryota, Viridiplantae, Streptophyta, Magnoliopsida, Fabales, Fabaceae. The record is from RefSeq and is a predicted model, not a curated record.
AUGGCAUGCAAUGUCGUGCAGUCUCCGUGUCAUGUUCCAUCAUCCAUUCCUGAUCACAAUUCAUCGAAGCCACAUGAAGACGCUCCCGACCAUUUUGUCACCAACGGUCAGCAGUCUAAUAAGGUACCAGAUCACGAUGGCCUUCGGGAAGACGAAAUACCAAGUGUUGGAAUGCGGUUUGAGCAAUUGCAAAUGGCUCAUGAAUUCUAUAUGACAUACGCAAAGAAAGUCGGGUUUGCAACUAAGAUACGGAUGACAACCUGUGAUAAGAUCACAAAUCAACUCAUUAACCAAGCUAUCCACUGUAAUAGGGAUGGGUACCGCGGGUCUCAUGUCAAAGCGUCAACACAGAAGAACAUGAUCUCAGCCGCUGGGUGCAAGGCAAGGAUAUACGUGAAGUUUGAUAAGGAGACGCAAGAUUGGGUUUUCUUCAAGGUGGAGUUGAGUCACUCGCACCCAUGUUCAACGAGAAAGGCGAUGCACUACCAUGAGUAUAGGAAGCUGACCAUGCAUGCGAAGUGCGUGAUCGAGGAUAAUGAUGAGGCUGGAAUUCGACGAUUCGACUAA